UCCAACUGCCUGUGUUCCAUACUGACAUCGAACGCCCUUCAGCGAGCACUAUCUCCGCCACCAUCAUCAUGCCCAAACGCAAGGAACAAGCCGAAGAAAUCUCUCUCGAGGACGAGGAAGAGGAAGUCUCCGCUGGUUCAGCUCCCACGUCCAUCAACCCAUACCAUGUCCUCGACCUUCCUCCAGACGCCUCAGCCGAUGAGAUCAAAAAAGCCUACCGCCGCGCAGCUCUCAAAUCGCAUCCUGACAAGGUGUCACCCGAUCAAAAAGAUGCUGCACACCAACGCUUCCAGGAAGUCGCAUUCGCAUACGCCAUCCUAUCCGAUGAGCGUCGGCGGAAACGCUACGAUACUACCGGCCGCACAGAAGAGAGUCUCGACAUUGAAGACGAUGACUUCGACUGGGCAGAUUUCUUCCGCGCGCAGUUUGCGAACGUGGUGACAGAAGAGAGGAUCAACGAGUUCGCGGGCAGCUAUAAGGGUAGCGAAGAGGAGAAGCGAGAUCUGUUGAAGGCAUAUGAGCAGUGUGAAGGGAGGAUGCAGAAGAUCUACCAGACGGUCAUGCUGAGUGAUAUGACGGAAGAUGAGGACAGGUUUCGUGCAAUCAUUGACGAGGCAAUCGAGACCGGAGAGGUUGAAGGGUAUGAGAAGUAUUUGGGAGAGACAGAGAAGCAGAGGGAGAAGAGAAUCGCUCAAGCGAGGAAGAACAAGGAGAGCGAGGCUGGCGAGGCGAAGGCUGCAGAGGAGGAGAUUAAGAAUAAGAAGAAGGGCAAGGGGAAGAAAGAGAAUGGGUCGGGAGGUGGCCUGGGUGAUCUUGCUGCAUUGAUACAGCAGAGGCAGAAAGGGCGUGAGCAGAACUUCUUCGAUCAUCUCGAGGAGAAGUAUGCACCGAAGGGAAAGAAAGGGAAGAGUUCAGCUAUGGAUGAGCCGCUUGAAGAGGCUUUUGCUGCGAACCGCAAGAAGGCAGAUACCGUCGAGGGUGCGAGGAAGAAGGCUAAGACCAAGAAGUGAGCAGUAACCUGCUCUUCUGGUUGAAUUUGAUGAUAGACUGUACUGAUAAGCAUGGCGUUCAGGCGCAGUGAUACCCAGACUGCAUACUGGAAACACUGAGAUGGAAUCGUGGAUUGAUUACAGAAGCCAAAUAUUACAGAGCUACAGCGAUGGUCCCCUCGCCCGAUCUCUCACCCGAAGAGACGUGUCGCAGUCCUCGUCUAUCUGCUAUUUCGCUCAAGAUCCCGUAUGGCAUCAUGCAAUCGUCUACCCUUACUCCGAAUGCCUCACAGCCUUCGUUGAUCUUCACAUCGUUC
Molecule: messenger RNA, 1306 nt
Organism: Cercospora beticola
Lineage: Eukaryota; Fungi; Ascomycota; Dothideomycetes; Mycosphaerellales; Mycosphaerellaceae
Product: J domain-containing protein
Cellular component (GO): nucleus; cytoplasm
Molecular function (GO): heat shock protein binding
Source: RefSeq, a predicted model, not a curated record